Ceratotherium simum simum (southern white rhinoceros) is the source of this 798-nucleotide messenger RNA. NCBI's taxonomy places the organism in Eukaryota, Metazoa, Chordata, Mammalia, Perissodactyla, Rhinocerotidae. The record is from RefSeq and is a predicted model, not a curated record.
AUGAUCCAGGGUGCCUUGCAGCCUGACGGCCCUGGCUGGGGUUGGGAUGCGGAUGGGGACGAUGACUGGAACGGUGCUGUGCUGACCCUGCUGGCGCUGGCUGUGGUGGCUGCCACGGCACUGGCUUUGCACUGGUUUGGCUCUGGGCAUGACCAGGAGGCAGCAGGACCAGCGUCCAUUGCCCCCGGGGCCCAGCCUUCUCAGGCGGGAGGAGCCAGGCCAGCCCUACCCCCAAAGACUAAGGUCAGUGAUGGCGUCGAGGGACCCAGCUCAGGGCAGGGGAAGCCAGACCCUCCAGGACGCGGCCAGGGGAGUCCAGCGGCAGCAGGGGCCCAGGAUCAGGAGCCCCCAGGAAGUGGAGGUCUGGCUGCCACAGCCGCACCUCCACUCAAGACACCUGGUGAAGUGGCCAGCGGAGGGGCCUUGGGACAGCAGCAUGGUAAUGCCACCCCAGAAGCCACCCGAGGAGCUGCCGUCAUCACACACCCUGCAGACCAGGCCCCUGACAGGUGGCUCAAAGGGCAGGGAACCACAGAAGCCUGCAAUGCAGGGAAGGCCAACGGCUCUGGAGACCACUCCUUCUUCAGCUCACGGCCGGGCAGGACAGAAAAGUCAGGGGGCCCCAGCGUGGGAGAAGGGAGUGUAUUCCGGCAAGGCCAGGGAGAGCAGAACAGUGGGCAGGUGGCCAACCCACCGCCCCAGCCCCAGCUGCUGUCCCAGCCCCAGCCACUGCCCCAGCCCCGGAGCCAGCCCCAAUCUCAGCCCCAGCUGCAGCCGCAGCCCCUGCGCCAGCCCUAG